AUGUGCCUCCACUAUUUCCCUGAUGUGCAUUAUGUCACAGAUGAAGAUGAAGCUAAUGAUGAAACUGGUGAGGUUUUGAUCAAUGAUGUUCCAGGACCACUCGAAUUGCAUCUUGCAAAAGAACAAAUUGAAAAUGAAAAAUUGAGGGAGAUUAGUCUUUCUCAAGAAAGGGCUUAUAAAAAGGCUAUAAAAAGAGGAAAUUGUGAAGUUCAGAACGGGUUUGGAGAAAAAAAGCAUCCUGAGUAUACGAAUUAUUCAAAUAGAAUUGAUACGUAUGAUAAGAGCUUCAGAAAAAUGAGAGACGCUUUGCAAUAUUAUGGUCCACUUGAAAUAUUUGAAACAAUAAUCACUCCAGAAAUAUAUGACCACAUCAUAAAGGAAAGUGUGUGGUAUUCUGCAAUAAGUAAAAAUAAUAUUGACACACUAUCAGUAGACGAACUCAAGGCAUUUAUUGGCAUUCUCAUGUUGUCCAGUUACCACAAGUUGCUAUCCACUGGACAAUACUGGUCUCUGAUAAGAAAAAACCUAUGA
This is a messenger RNA of Octopus sinensis (East Asian common octopus), 531 nucleotides long. RefSeq lists its product as uncharacterized. The record is from RefSeq and is a predicted model, not a curated record. Lineage: Eukaryota; Metazoa; Mollusca; Cephalopoda; Octopoda; Octopodidae. The transcript has a single exon. The coding region runs from base 1 to 531 and encodes 176 amino acids.